Molecule: messenger RNA, 6472 nt
Organism: Liolophura sinensis
Lineage: Eukaryota; Metazoa; Mollusca; Polyplacophora; Chitonida; Chitonidae
Product: RING finger protein 145-like
Exons: 3
Coding region: 74-2062 (662 amino acids)
Biological process (GO): proteasome-mediated ubiquitin-dependent protein catabolic process; ERAD pathway
Cellular component (GO): endomembrane system
Molecular function (GO): zinc ion binding; ubiquitin protein ligase activity
Source: RefSeq, a predicted model, not a curated record
GUCGUGGGAGAGUGAACGUGGAGCACUCCGAGCAAAAUGUUUAUCGUUGCAGAAAGAUAGUUACAAUAUUUCAAUGGUGCUUUGCGUGCGUCAGCUGUUACAGAAGAUGAAUGUCAUCUCGAGCAAGAUUCCACGGGAGAAGGUGGAGCGGGCUGUCAGUGUGGUACUGCGGGUGCCGUCACUGUUCAUCGUGGAGGUCUGGUUCAGAGCUGAUCCUCACAAGGCCAUAGAUGUCAAGACUAAAGACGUGGAACUUAUCAUCACUUGUGUUUCCUACCUAGCCCUGGUCCUGGCAGUCACUCUAGCAACCUUACCCCUGAAGAAAUUGGUCAGCUUCUACAUGUAUUUAGUGAGCAGCCUGCUUCUUCUUGGAGCUCACUUCCUCUCACAGUCCUUUGUGGCCUCGGAGCAGCAUGCGAUGGAAGUAGGCCCCAUAUCUGUGCUGGAUGACAAGGCUUCCUUGCAGCGAUUGGUUCUUCACUUGGCAGCACAGUGCUUCAUAGCUGCUCUCAUCACAUAUUUAAUAGAAAUCAAGACAUGGACUAAAUAUGCCAUGUUGGUGUAUGCCGCUCCCAUGCUAGCACGGCUUGCAGGGUUACCUGCCCUUGAUUUACCUGCUAUUCACAGUUUUUCAACGGCCUUUACAAUUUUCCUCUACAUGAUUUUUAUGUUCAACAAACUAGGCUUCAUGCUGGACUUUGCCAAAGAUGGAAUGAGUCAGGUGUUGGUGGCCCUACGAGCGUUUGGCUGGAUGCCUGUCCUGGUGGCCUUCUGGCACAUGAUAAUGCUGCCUGCGCAGCUACUGCUCUUCUGGCUGAUCCUGUUUGCCACCCAGCUGUACGUCUACCUGUCCUCGGAGAACCAUCCGGUGGUACAGGAAGGCUGGGUUAUCCUGCUGCUAGCCAGUAUUGGGGAAUGUUGUGCCACGCCAAUCAGCCUAUUUGCACUCUGUGUCACCAUCUCCUAUGCCUCUUAUUUCAUCCUUACACUGACAAAGAUGUACCUUCAGGGAUGGGAUGCCAUGUUCCACGAUAAUGAUAUAAUGCGUGGCUGGACAGAAGGGUUCACUAUGUUGCUGAUCGCUGUCCAGACUGGGUUGCUUGACCUGCGUCCCCUCCAACGCGCCUUCCUGAUGAGCAUUCUGCUGUUUAUUGUGGCCUCGUCCCUCAUCCAGUCCAUGUAUGAAAUAACUGACCCCGUGUUACUCACUUUGAGCGCCUCUCACAGUAGAAGCCAUGUCAAACACAUCAAAGCCAUCACGCUGUGCACUUUUCUGUGGGCCUUCCCAUUGUACAUGAGCUACAGCAUCUGCCACUAUUUUGACCUUGACUUUUGGCUGCUGGUUAUUGUCUCUAGUUGUCUACUGACUUCAGUUCAAGUAGUGGGAUCUUUGGUAGUCUAUGCAUUGUUCAUGUAUGAUGCUGUGAGACAAGAACCAUGGGAACUUCUGGAUGAUGUGGUAUACUAUGCCAGGUCUGUGACUCGUGUCAUGGAGUUUAUCAUAGCUGUGUUCAUUGUAUGCUAUGGUAUCGUGGAAUCCCUGUUUGGAGAAUGGAGCUGGAUAAACUCCUCAAUUCUCAUCAUCCAUUGUUACUUCAAUGUGUGGCAGAGGCUUCAAUCUGGCUGGAAAAGUUUCUUGCUGAGGAGGGAAGCUGUGAAAAUGGUGGGCUCACUUCCCAAUGCCACGCCUGAACAGCUACAAGAACUCAAUGAUGUAUGUGCUAUUUGUUAUCAAGAAAUGAGCAGUACAGCCAAAGUUACCCCUUGUGGCCACUUCUUUCACGGAUUCUGUUUGCGUAAGUGGCUCUAUGUGAAGGACGCUUGCCCGAUGUGUCACUACAAACUGUCGCCGAGUUCUACUGCUGGGGGUGGGGAUCCUCCUCAUUCACACAGAGAUGCUCACCCUGGGGGAGGGGACCAGGAGGGGCUGCUGUUAGUGCCACACCCAGGUGAAGGUGCUGGAGUAGUGGGACACAGAGACAGUGCUUGGGCAGAGCAGACUGAAGGAUCUAGUCAAACCCCUAGUGCUGAGGGUGUGAGGGAGCUUGGAGCAGCGCCUUAAGUGGGUCACCAGGGUGCUAUGUUCAGUGCUCCAUUCACACUGAUCUCCCAACACUCCUUGACUAGUGCACAACCUUUCACAUCAGACCCGCUAAUAUAUGACUCUGCUGAGGACAGUUUGUCCAUACUCUCAAGUGGGCUAUUCUUGGGUGUCAGGUAUUCUCUGUGUAGCAAGCUAUUUUUUAAUGAAAUUUUAAGCGUGUUUUGAUUAGAAUGUAGUGGUAAUGACAGAUUAAUGACAGAUCAUCUUUAAUAGUGUGAGCAUUUCUUAAACUGGGAUUAAAUUCUGAUCAACUUCUGCCUCUUUACUUGAAAUGAAACAGAAUUAGUUAACCAUGUGUCGGUUUGGUAUUUUCAGAGUGAUCGUUCUUGUAAUUGGCUAAGUUUUUACAUUGUGUCUUCCAAGGAUGUUCAAGAAUCAAAUACCAUUGAUGCCUGUUGCUAAUCUUUGAGUAUCAAUUUCACAGUACUUAGUUUGAUAUGUAUGAGGAGUGUAAAAAUUCAUAAUUAAGUUUAAAUGCAAGAGCCAAUGGUAAUAACCAUAUCACGUGAUCUUUUGCAGGGUAGUCAUUUCUUGGCUUACUAGUAUUUUAUUCCGAAUGGUACCUAUUCUUGCUGCAAGCUUGUGUUUCCUCCCAGUUCCUCUUAAAUGUUUAACAGGCAAGUGUUUUUGAUUAUUAUAAGCAGCCACUGGUUAUUAAUAUGCAUGUUUAAACACCUGCAAGAUAUUUUGUGUAGGGCCUGUUAAAAUAAAGAAAUUACAUACAGUUUUUCUUCUUGGAAACAAGAUGCAUUAUCACUGAAAUGAAGACUUUGCAAAAGUCUACAGGCAAUAAAAAGUCGAUUUUAUAACGCUGACGAAAGCCUGGCACUGCGCUUCUAUAAAAACACACGAUAGGCUGGGCAGUUGAUUCCAUUCAAGAUCAGUGCAUGUGAUUUGAAAUCAUCUCAUCCAAGUCUUGUUUUGUUGCCUGACCCAUAAUAUGACGGCACUACGAUGGAUUAUUUUGUUUAUUUAGAUUUCAUGGGAACAAUGGAGUGUCUUUCAUACGGUACAUAAAAUGACAUUAAUUUUUCUUAUUUUUGUGCAAUCUUGGGGUCGUGAGAAUAGAAAUAUCCAUCAUAGACAUGGAGAAAUAAUUCUUAUAGAUCCGUCUUUGUACAUAGCAUGGCAGCAACUCUUCAACACACAUGUAGAAAACAGAGGUUAAUAAUUACACUAAUUUGUUAAAUGUUUAUACAUAAAACUUAGUUCCACAUGUUCAAGUGUAUAAUUAUACCUGUAACCAAACAGUGCCUUGAUUAUAACUUUUAAACUUUGUGUACAUUUAUGCAAGGUGCUACACAUACUUUGUAAUAAAAAACUUGUUAUAUGGUGUAUUGGACAAUAUUAUAUGUAUGAUUGAACUCUUAUGUUCAUGAUCUUCAUCCAAUGCCAAAUUAUAUGUAUAAAUUCUUAAGUAUUACUCAUGCUUUCAUCGCUAACUGUCAGAUAGGUGGAAUGUUUUUCAUAACAUUGCUGUAGACUACGUUCAUAAUAUUAACCUGUGAUUUAAAAUCUUCUCCUUCAAUGCUUUCAGGACAGGUCUUGUGCCUGAUUUUUUGUUGUUUUAAAAUGUCGUAGAACAUUCAGAUUUGUGAGCCGCAUUUUCUCCAAAAUAUUCUUAUAAUUUCUGGAAAACUAUGAAAUGAUUCUCUGUUUAGGAUAAUAUUACUGCAUGUUUUCAUUUGUUAUGCAACUUUUUCUUUGUUUAUUUUAUUUGUUAUUUGUUAUUUGUUGAGAUUGUUAAUUUGGGAAGUUCUCAUUUAUGUAAUUAUUGGUUGUUUAAGAAAUCUACUCCUGUUACAAAAUUUAUUUUGAAGUAAAAAUUGAAAAAUUUUGACUUAAUAAAACUUACACUUAAAAGUUGUUCAGGUAUUUGAACUGAUACUAAUAGCUGUCUCUAGUUGAUAUAUUAUGGACAUAAGUGAAAUGCAAAUGCUUUCCAGUAAAACAUAGAUUGAAUUACAUAUUUCAGGUUGUAUUAUUUCCUAUGUAAUACAUGUAGGUGUUAAAACAGUUACGUCAUGGAAAUUAUCAGUAUUAAAAUGAAAGGUUAUUGAAUGGGCAACUAUGUUGUAUUAGAGUUUUCUGAGAACAACUUCUCUGCAAGCUGGAAGUUCAACUCCAUACCACACACAUCUUAGUUUAAGGAUUAGUGUCCAGAUUUAGCUACUUGUCCUAGUUAGAAAGAUUAUAACCUGUUGAUACAGUAUGUUACUGGGCCUCUGAGAAACGUACUUAUGACUUUAAAUCCAACAAAAACAAUAGAUUUACCACCCUAACUGAUCUCCAGCCUCCUACUCUGUAAAGCUCAGCGGGUGACAAGUCUGGCUGGCCUACAUAACCUAAGAAUUUGUGUCAAAAAGAUGUCAUUGUUUAGAUGAAUUGUAGCUACACAGGAGCAAAAAUACUGCCCUGUCAAUUUGAACCCAUAGUGGACGACAUUGAAGUUCCGAUUUAUGACAGUGACAUCUCUAGCCAGACCUCAGUUUCUGAGUUUUCAGACGUUAACUUUGAUCUUUGUCCAGGCAUUUCCAACUGCACUGGCAAUACGGACUGGUAAGCUAUAGUUUACACUGUGUUACAGUGUCGGCCUACAUUUCGUGUGUUUAUCAGAUUUAAUAUUUACUAUUCUUCCCCUCUGCCGGCUUCACAAUAAGUAUCAUUCUUUUCCCCGAAUGAUUAUAAAUUCAUACCCGUAAAGAUUUAGGUUUUAGUCAACUGGGGCCCUCAUGAUGGCCAAAAUCAGCUGUAGUUUCUCCUGAAAAACAGUGACAGCAGAUACGGCUGUGUGGUGGGUAUAAAACCCUUCUGUUUUGUGCUGUGGAUCCAGGCCUUCCUGAGGGCUAAAAUCGUUUGGAAAAGAUUGGAAAGUUGGUUUGAAAAAACCAACUCAAGGGUCAUUCAACAAUAUAUUUUCACAACCGUUUCACAAGAACAGCAAACCAUUUCGUGGAGAAAUUUGAUAUGCUUGUGGUCACUUUUGUGGCUUUCUUAACACUGAACUAAAUGGUGAAGCUCUGACAGCUCGUAAAGGUUGGAGACUAUGGGUACUGAGUGUUGGCAUACAAAAUGCAUAAACCAAGCCUCAUUAUCAAGUGAUUUUAUUGAGAUAUUACUCUGAUUAAUGUACCGUUUUCAAUAUUUUUUUACACAAUUUAACAGUAUAUACAGUGGUAGCUAAUUGUGAAUAAAUAACCAAUCUGGACACUAAUCAUUUAAGAAGUACAGAUUUUCAAUUCUUCCAUGAGACUUACAAAUGUAUAACAUGGAGUUGAAACCAAAGAAGACAGUGUUUGGUUUUAUUGAAGGAAAGACUUGGCUACAGUACAGAUAUAAGAGGUUUUAAAUUUUUGAAUUGUGAUUUGAGGCUGAAGAAAGAAAACAUUCCAUGUAGAAGUGUGCUAGUGCUUUGAACAUGCUUGACUGAAAAGAAACUCUUGAAAAGAAAAUGUGAACAGAGCAACAUAUCAAAGGUGUGUGCAUUUUAUGCCAUGCACCUGUCAUGUAUGCAUUUUAGUUGUAUGUUGUGUGCAUUUUUGCAAAAUGAAUUUAUGAUAUUUUUGCUUGCUACUGCCAGCAGCUGGAUUUAUCUAUAUUGUGUGAAGAACAGUUUGAAUAUAGAAGUUUGGAUAGUUUCUGCAGUAGCAUUCAAUUUGGAAACCUGUAGCCCCAUGUAUUUCAUAUAUCUGUACUCUUAUGUGUGGUCUCAAUGUAGUUCUGUUUUGCGGAAUAAUUUUUACAACUGUCUAUAGCUAAAUAGGAAUAAUGUAUUUACCAUCCGUACCAUUACUGCUUUUUUGGUUCAGUGUCCUUUUAUUUAUUUUCGUCAUCUUUCCAGAAUGGUAGUUUAGCAUCAAUUUUACAAACCAAUUCCUGUAUGAGAAAAUUGCUCAAGAAAAAGCUAUUGACCAAAUGAAUAACAUUUCUCUGGCUAUGCGUCAACACAGAAUCAUUAAAUUAGAGAGAUAUUACUAGUAUAAUCUCUUGAUGAUCUUUAGUCUGGUUGUUCCAGUUAUAAAACAUGUUAAUCUUGGGUAGGAUAUAGUGGACAGUACUGUUGUGUACUGAUUAUGGUUUGAUAGUAUGAAUCAUUUAAAACAUAGAUCUAGGAAGAUAAGGGGACUAUACAAGACACGAUUUGAAGUCGGUUCAUUCGGCGAGAUUUAUGUAAAGUAGCCUACGAAUUUAUGAUACAAUAAUAUUACUGAUAUGAUGUGAUGCUGGUUUUAUUGUUGAUUCAAAUAUAAUUACUGAUGUUUUGUCAAAGUGUAAAAUUUGACUGAUCGCAUUUGUACGUGUACAUACAAAUAUGACUAUACAUGUACCUAAGACUUCCUCUCUAAGAUAAAACAAUAAGAAAUCAAA